AUGGGUUAUAAAAAAUGGGCUAAGAGCGGACUAGAAGAGAAUGACGUGGCUGUGCAAAAUCAACAGAAUUCUGCUAUUAUUAAUGGUGUUCAAAUAUUCUACGAUUCUCUACCAAAAAUGGAGUCCCAUUAUUAUAGAGCAACAGCCUCAAAACUUUACUUGGAACCAAUGUGGACUAGCAAAAGUCAAUUGUACCAAUUCUACAAAUCCAAUUUUUGCAAAAAUCAGAACCAAAAAGCCGUAUCGAUAGCCACUUUUCACAAACAAUUUGAAAAAAUAAACUUUCCCUAUACAUAUAGACCAAAGAAGGAUCUUUGUGAUAUUUGCGUGUCAUUUCAAACAGGGAAUAUUUCGGAAGAUGACUAUAAUGAACAUAUCAAAUUUAAGGAUGAAGCAAGAGCCAAAAAAAAAAUGACGAUAAACAAUCACAGAAUGAUGUAUUUACCAUGGAUCUCCAAUCGGUUAUACUUUGCCCGAAAUCAAAUGUAUCAUCACUCUAUUAUAAAACAAAAUUGA
Molecule: messenger RNA, 516 nt
Organism: Psylliodes chrysocephalus
Lineage: Eukaryota; Metazoa; Arthropoda; Insecta; Coleoptera; Chrysomelidae
Source: the annotation of a GenBank genome assembly